AGAGCCGGGUCCUGCUGCUCUCCAACUGACGUGUCGCAUUGGAUUGUUAUUGGGGGAAAAAAAACACGGAGCUUCUUUAGAUGCCAUUUCUUUAACCAGCUGAAACGAUGGCUGAACCAAGCAGACAGGAUAUUUCUGCCAUUUUCAAGCGUCUGCGUUCCAUUCCAACGAAUAAGGUUUGCUUCGACUGUGCAGCUAAAAACCCCAGCUGGGCCAGCAUCACCUACGGGGUGUUUCUCUGCAUAGACUGCUCUGGGACUCACAGGUCAUUGGGAGUGCACCUGUCCUUUAUUAGGUCCACUGAGUUGGAUUUUAACUGGUCAUGGUUCCAGCUUAGAUGUAUGCAAGUGGGAGGCAACGCCAGUGCUAUUGCAUUUUUCAAUCAACAUGGGUGCAAAGCUGGUGCCGCCAAUGCUAAAUACAACAGCCGUGCCGCCCAGCUGUACAGGGAGAAGAUCAAAACUUUAGCCACGCAAGCUACCAGACGUCAUGGCACUGAGCUGUGGCUUGACAGUCAGGGUCCUCUUUCUCCAACCUCACCCGAGGACAAGCAUGUGGACUUCUUCAGUUUGCAUUCACAGGAUGUGCCUGAAAAUCUAAACAUGGCCAAAAUGAGUCUCAGCAGCCCCACACUAGAAAAGCCUUCCACCGAUGAGAAAGAUGAGGAUCGAAAUGGAAAUUCAGAAGAGGGCCCAAGUGUUGAAAUACUAAGCGUUUCCCCAAAAGCAAAUCCAGAGCCAUCCUCACUUCUAAAAAAGAAGCCAGCACCUGCCAAGAAAACGCUGGCCUCUAAGAAAGGCGGCCUGGGCGCCCAGAAGGUCAGCAGCCAGAGUUUCUCCGAGCUGGAGAAAGCGGCUCAGGCUGCCGACAAACUCCGGGAGAAAGAAGAAAGCUCCGCCACAGGCGCCAAGAGGAACAUCACACCUGAGGACUCCAUCGCUUCAUCCAUGCGUCUGGCCUACAAAGAUUUAGAGCAGCAGAAGAAAAUCGGGGAGCAGAAGCUGAAGGGGUUGGAGGGGAAGAAGAAGGAGCAGGCCGAGCGACUGGGCAUGGGUUUGGGUAUGAGGAGCGGAGUUUCUCACUCCGUCAUGUCAGACAUGCACAUCAUCCAGCAGGAGAGUCCGCUCGGAGCCAAGACCACCAAGGGCCGCAGGUUUACUGAGGAAGACGAGUACGACGGGACGUUUAGCUCAAGGAAUGUUUCACGGUUCGAGGAUCAAACGGAUACCUUUGAUAGUUUCUCUAUGCGUUGGGGAAAUGAUGGCGGCAGCGGAGGAGGCUGGAUGAAGGAGAGCAAGAAACCAGAGCCGGACUUCUUCAUGUCCGCCGCCGUGUCUUCAUUUGACGACAGGCCUGUUGCCAGGAGAAAAGCUGACUUGCCAUCCUACUCGGAUUCUGGAGAAGCUCAGAAAAAGUUUGGAGACGAUGUCAAGGCGAUCUCAUCUGACAUGUAUUUUGGAAAACAAGACAACUCUGAGUACGAAACCAGGACGCGACUGGAGAGGUUUUCAGGGAGCGCCUCGAUAAGUUCAGCAGACCUUUUUGAUGAUCCAAAGAAAGAAACUGGAAGUUCAUACCGUCUGAGCAACGUGCUGCCCAACGCUCCCGACAUGUCGCAGCUCAAACUCGGCGUGCGCUCAGUCGCAGGGAAACUGUCAGUCAUGGCCAGCGGCGUAGUCAACACAAUUCAGGACCACUACAACUCCUAAGUGGCAGUGCGAACGUAAAUCCAGGAGCUCAGACAUCGACGCUCGUAGCAAGUCUGCACGUUUACCACCAAAAUUAUUCUUUGUAUAUUUUUGGUAUUAAACAACGUGUGCAGAUAUUAAAAAAAAUGGAAAAAGAGAUGAUUUUUUUGUUUAACUUGGAGACUUGAAUAUUAAUUACUCUGCUUUAAGGUUUCUGGGUUUGUGUAUUUAGAAGUGCUGUAAUUAGCAGAUGGAGUAGCUUCGUGGUGUCAUGAAGAGUUUUUCCUUAACAUUUUCUUUUUUUUUUUUUUUGCUUAUUUAUCUGAUCAAAUCCACAUUAUUUGGGUUUCACCAGGUCAUCAUGCCGUUACAAGUUCCUCUUGUUGAUUCAGAAAAGCUUGAAAGUGUCCUUUUAGUCCCCGAAGUGCACUUAGGUUUGCUUCCUUACAGAGCGGACCAAAAGACGGCAGAAACCGUAAGGGACCAGAUGGGCUACUAUUGAUUCUUUGAGUUGAGGUCAGACAAAUGAAGUUACCAAAAGAAGAAGAACUGAUUCAUUAAGCUUUCAUACAAUAUGGCCAGAGGUUUAUUGACAUCCAUCUUGAAUGUCAUUUUUAAUUUUGGGCUUCAGUUAAACUACUUUUUUUUUGUUUCGUCAGGGUGAAGCUUUUAGGUAACGAGCAAUUUUAGUGUCUUUAAAAAUGAUGGAUUGUUUUGUAUAAUCAUUCCGUCUUGAAAAACAGUUUGAAAUGCAUCUGUAUAAAAAAAUGGCAAAUAAUAUUUAUGUCCAUAUUUAUCAUGGAGUCGGGUGGUUAGCUGAAAAGGCACAAAAAAUCUUUAAGACUAAAUUAUAAAUGCAAAACUGGUUUCCUCCUCUGAAUUUUAUCACCAAAGACGAUCACUAUAUAUAUAUUUUUUGUUACUUAAUUACCACUUUAAAAAAUCAGUUUACUUCAAGUAGGUUCAUUACACUGUUAAAAGUGUUUAAUUCAAAUUUGGCUGACACUAUUGUAAUAUUAAACUUUACUAAAAUUAAACGUGCGCCUUUAAUGCUGGUGCGGUUGGGUUUUGUAUAAAUUUACAAAAUUCUUCUGUAGGAAAUCUUGUCUUUUUUUUUUUUUUCUUUUUUAAUCUUCGUCUCUGCUUUUUAUAAAUAUAAACCGUCCCAUUCUGAAAAUUGCCACCUCUUUAGUUAACUAAUCUUGAUGAAAUAUCUGUAUAUAUUUGGCAUGCAAAGUGGGUUUGACUGCUCGUCCUGGUUCAACUCAAUAGUUUACUGGUAAAAAAAAAAGAAACGUCCAGGAAUCCACACAGACGGAGCAGAAGUUAUUCACUAAACACUGCCGAGGAUUUGCUUGGAAAAUGUAACAGUUAGGCGUUGGAGCCGGAUUUCCUAAACGACCAUCUGCUGUUUUUUUGGUGUUUUUUUGGAAGUCUGUUACCGUCCAAAAGAUGCACUACUCAUACCUCCUAAAUGUCUAUUAUCCAUUACUUGACUGGUCAGAGCUAUUUUGGAUAGGAUACAUUAGCAUGUUUUUUUUUUUUUUUAUUUUGGAGGCAAAAGUCAAAGAUUUUUACACCGUUAACAGAAUAUUUGUUUGCUCCCAUCACCAUAAGCCUUGGCCCAAGUAUCAAGGUUUUUUUACUUGACCUGAUUGUAAUGUUUUGGUGUGAUUCUUGUUUUCCGUUUACUCAAAAUUAGUUUGAAAAUUUGCACAUGGCAGCUUUGGCCUGGUUGUUUUUGGUCUCUGAGUUAAAGAUGCAUUUAUGUUUGCUUUGUCUCUUUUUUGUAUGACGUUUUGCUUUGUUACACGUUUUUCUUUGUUUAAUUUUGCAUGUUCCCUCUGUAAUUCGUACAAGACAAAUCCUGAAAAUAAGAUGAAAUCAUAGUUUCCAGUAAUGGCUGUGUAGUACAGUGUUGUAAAGAGCUUUUGGUUAUCAUUUAUACAUAAAAUAAAGCUACUGAUGAUCA
Messenger RNA from Poecilia reticulata (guppy), 3660 nucleotides. RefSeq names its product ADP-ribosylation factor GTPase activating protein 3 (gene arfgap3). Gene Ontology annotation, molecular function: GTPase activator activity. The record is from RefSeq and is a predicted model, not a curated record. Gene Ontology annotation, biological process: COPI coating of Golgi vesicle. NCBI's taxonomy places the organism in Eukaryota, Metazoa, Chordata, Actinopteri, Cyprinodontiformes, Poeciliidae.